AUGGCCUCCAUCGAACCCCAUCUCUAUCUCACAGACCCCUACCGCGCAACAAGCGCCCCUCACCCCCUCCCAUACCCGGUGGAACACACCCCAGUCGAUGGAUCCGACACCAAGCUCCAAGCAAAGCUCAAACAGAUCAAGAAUCUGCUCCAAGAAUACAACCUCCCUCCCGAACCCCACGAUAUCACCGUCACCAAACUAUCCAAGCCCGGAUAUCCUCAUGGCGACGAAGCCCACCCGGGACUGGCUUUCGAGGUCGAUGGGACACCAAUGGAUAUUGAGGUCGUUCAUCAUGAGUACCGGUUUAAGCCGUCUUUGUUUCCGAUUUUGUUUACGCAUCUGGCUGUCGGUGCUUAUGAGGGGAUUAGAGAGGGACUUGUUGAGCAGCUCUGCGCUAGUAUCCCGUCGCCAUGGACCAUGACCUCGUUGUUCCUGGUCGGUCCGUAUCUGGAGAAAUCGGCACCCGCUAUCGUCGUCAUGGUUUGUUCUGGGAGUGCAUACAACUGGACUGAGAUCGUCUCAUAUAUCCAGAUGCUCAUCAUGUAUCACGAUCCAAGUCUCUCAAUGGAUAUCGACAUUAUAAUCAUCCCGGGCGAUAUCAACUCCCCCACAAACCCUAACUAA
Messenger RNA from Aspergillus glaucus CBS 516.65, 624 nucleotides. RefSeq lists its product as uncharacterized. NCBI's taxonomy places the organism in Eukaryota, Fungi, Ascomycota, Eurotiomycetes, Eurotiales, Aspergillaceae. The coding region runs from base 1 to 624 and encodes 207 amino acids. The transcript has 2 exons. The record is from RefSeq and is a predicted model, not a curated record.